AUGCCCGCUCCGUUGACAGGUGCGGGCCUGAGCUCCGCUCAGAGCUUAACCAUCGACCUGUUCGGACUUCCGAAAAACAUCAAAAUCCGAGAAAUCUGGGAGUCCCUGACCGCCAUCCAUCUCAGCAUCGGCAGGGUCGAGAUAUAUGAGAACGACGACGGAUCAAGAACCGGAAAGGCGCGAGUCAUCGUUGAGCCGCCUCCGAGCAGAUGGCCGACAUGGAGCGGCCCUGACAACCUCCUUACCAUCACUAGAGCAGACUCCCCGAAAGUGACAGUGUCAUUCGAAGCAAGACCAUUCUUCCCGGACCGCACUCGGACGCCUUGCAACAGGACCAUCCCCCCACAGUUCUGUCAGAAGAAGUUCCUGCCCUCAAAGUUGGUGUUUGGAAUGAUGGCCAGCGAAUCAACCAUGUGGAACCUGCCACAGUUCAGCUAUGAGGACGUUGUGCUGUUGACGAAUUUCUCCAAGCGACUGUUCGAGAUUCAGUUCAAGGUCAAACUUGGCCGUUACGGCUUGAAAGCCUUCAAAUUGCAAAUUGAUUUCAGCCACCCCACAAAGUUCAUCUGGGGCACCCGCAAAAACGGCGCCUGGGGUUUGGCCAUGCUGCUUCCCAGCCCUCCCAAAAUCUAUGGUCGCUUACCCGUUUCUCAUGAUGAUGACCAGUCGCUGUGGCAGGAAUGGGACUUGUGGGCCCGGAAGACGGACAUAUCCAGCGAGUUACACAAGUUGAAACGCCUUCCCGCCAGUCUCGUGAAGCCAGUUGGGCAAUACGUCGAAUGUGGCCGCUGGACAACUUACUAUCUCGACAUUGACUCCUCUUUGAGUGAGUGGGAAGUUGUCAGAAAAUACUUGGCAGAUUACAACGUCCAGAUUGUACAAGUCAACCGUUUUGAGCUCGUUAGUCCCGGUCCAUCCAAUGUCUGGAAACUGCUUGAUAAUUCGGUUGAGAUGACACUCGAGCUUCUUAGUUCGACAAAUACUUAUCACCUCGACUUCCCAGUGCGGUAUCAGUUGGAAGUCUGCAUCUCUCAUGGUCUCCUCGAUGAAUACAGCGUCGAUUCCCAGUUUCUCGACAAACUCAAUAGCUUCGAUGCCGAUAGAGCCAGGAUGAUGCUCGAAGGUGUCGCCGAAGCCAGCAGGCAGUUCUACGAACCCAUGAAGAUGUUUGACGAUCCGAAGGUCCUGCACUACUGGCCAAAUGCUAGAAUUCCUCCCUACGCAACUCUGGUCCGCAGGGCCGUCAUCACUCCAACCACAAUCUAUUUCAAAACUCCUUGCGUCGAAUUGACCAACAGGAUCCUUCGCAAGUACUCUGACCUGAACGACAGAUUCCUCCGAGUCCAGUUUACGGAUGAGAUUACCUUUGGCAAGAUAUUCUCUUCUCAAGGUUCCAACAAAGAUGACAACGUGUACACUCGUGUUCACAGGGUCAUGCAAAACGGCAUUAUCAUAGGCGACCGUCAUUACAAAUUCUUGGCGUUCAGCAACUCACAAUUCAGGGAGAACGGCGCAUUCUUCUUUUGUGAAACCGAUCAUGUUACUUGUGACUCCAUACGCGAAUGGAUGGGAGACUUCCGGCAUAUACGCUCUGUCGGCAAAUUUGCUGCGAGAAUGGGUCAGUGUUUUACCACAACACGUCAAGUCAAUGGCAUCAGCAUACCAAAGAUUCGCCAGAUUGACGACAUACGGCGACAAACUGAUGACCACACCUGGAACUUCACUGAUGGAGUGGGCAAGAUAUCCGACUUCUUUGCAAAACUGAUCGCAAGCGAGCGCGACUUGCCAGAGACGCCUUCAUGCUUCCAGAUGAGAAUGGGCGGCUGCAAGGGCGUGGUCGUGGUCUGGCCUGACGUCCCGCCGAGCGAAGUCCACGUCCGACCUUCUCAAGAGAAGUUCAAGGCUGUAUACAACGGCCUCGAGAUCAUCAAGACCUCCGCAUUCUCCCAUGCCACUCUCAACAAGCAGGUCAUUCCUGUCCUAGUCGCCCUUGGUGUGGACAAGUCCGUCUUCGUCAGCAUGCUCUAUGAUGAGCUCAAAGAGUACGACGAAGCUUUGGCAGAUUCCAUAAAGGCUGGUGAACUCCUUCGAUCUCAAGUCGAUGAAAACCAGACGACAUUGACCAUGGCAGAGAUGGUCGACACGUUCAUGGAUUCCGAAGAGCCAUUCCUCUGGACCCUGCUUCGCUUGUGGAAGUGCUGGGUAUUGAAGAGGUUGAAGCACAAAUUCGCUAUAAGUGUCAAGAACAGCGCCAUGGUCUUCGGCGUUGUCGACGAGAUUGGUGUGCUGAGGGGUCACUCGCAAGCCACUGAAGGCAGGGGAUACAAUAGUAUCGAGUCGCUCCCACAAAUCUUCCUUCAAGUGCCUAUUGAGGGCAACGAUGGUAGAAGUACCACCAACUACGAAGUUAUCACUGGGAUUUGCGUCGUUGGCCGCAACCCAUCACUCCAUCCUGGAGAUGUGCGAGUUGUUGAGGCAGUAGACGUGCCUGAGCUUCGACACUUGAAGAACGUCGUCGUUUUCCCGAAGACUGGGGACAGGGACAUUCCCAGCAUGUGUUCUGGAGGUGAUAUGGACGGAGAUGAUUACUUUGUCUAUUGGGAUGAGCGACUCAUCCCACCUGAGUGGGACCAUCCGCCCCUGGACCACGAUGCGGACUCCUCCACUCCUGGACUUGAUAAGUCGGCAGAUGUGACAAUUGAGGAUGUCACCAGCUUCUUUGCCCAAUAUAUGAAGAACGAUUCCCUGGGCCGAAUCGCCACUGCGCACUUUGCCCAGGCAGACCAAUUGCCAGGGGGCGUCAAGAACCCGAAAUGCAUCGAACUCGCCAAGCUCCACUCCAUUGCUGUCGACUAUAUUAAGUCUGGCAGACCUGCGGUCAUGAAGAGACACCUCCAGCCUCGAAAAUGGCCGCAUUGGAUGGAGAAGUAUAAGGAAGAGAAGGAUAAGAAGCGUAACUAUCCUUCUCGCUCGGCGCUCGGUCAGAUCUAUGACCGGAUCAAGAUCGAAGAGUUCCACGCCGCAUACGAAAUGCCCUUCGACGCGCGCAUCCUCUCGCGCUACCAGCUGGAGGAAGAUACCCUGGCCAAGGCCAGCAAAAUCAAAGCCGCAUAUGACAUCGCCAUGCGCCGUCUCAUGGGACAACACGAGGCACCUGUCACCGAAUUCGAAAUUUGGUCCACAUUCAUUCUGUCCAGGCCGCGUGUGGGAAGCGACUAUAAGCUUCAAGAGAAUGUUGGCCGUGAUAUGGCCGCAUUGAAAGCACGUUUCAAAGCGGAGUGCAUGGAGGCUGUGACUGGGAAUAUCCAGACGGAAGGAUUUGCGCCCGCCAGCUCAGUUGUCAACGUCGAGAAGCUCGAUCGAUUCGUGGCGGCAAUGUACACAGUCACCCACAACGAUGUGAGGGCCGCGCUGAGGGAGCGAUCGAUGCCAAAGCCGAAUGGUGAGGGCGGAUCGGAGGAGAUCCAGAUGCCGCUCAUCAGCUUCCCGUGGCUCUUCCAUCGAGAGCUGGCGCGUGUGGCAUUGGGGCGAGGGGGCGACGUGCGUCCACUGCAGAAGUCUGUCUGGCUGAACCGAGAUGAAAGCCAACAGGCCCGGGACAGAGAUGUGGCAGUUGAAGAUGUGGAAUUUGAGAUACCGAGCGAUACAGCCUUACCCGAUGCCAUUAAUCUGGAGGUGGAGACACAACAGGCUCUCGAAGAUGUCAGUUCCAAGGAAGAAGGCUACGCAACUGAAAGAGGAGACGGCGCUGAAGACGGCGAGAUUGGUGACGACUACGUCCGUACAUCGAGCGGCCAGGUCGUCCAUCGCGGCCAAAUGCUGACCUUGUUCACGGAGACUGGCGAGGAGGUACAGGGCCAGCAGAGGACCUCGCCGGCUGGCACACAGGGCUUGCGGAGCGCUGACAGCACCUACAAUAAUUCGCUGAUCGCGGACGACAGCACGGGCAGUUCUUGUCCAGCCUCGCCCCGGUCCGAACGUAGAUCGGAGGAGGAGGAGACUAUUGAAUUUGAAGAGGUUGAUGACGCUGGUUAUGAGGAGGAAGAGGAUGCCCUUGAGGUGCUGGCGAGGAAGAUUGGCAUGUGA
This is a messenger RNA of Diaporthe citri, 4086 nucleotides long. RefSeq lists its product as uncharacterized. The record is from RefSeq and is a predicted model, not a curated record. NCBI's taxonomy places the organism in Eukaryota, Fungi, Ascomycota, Sordariomycetes, Diaporthales, Diaporthaceae. Gene Ontology annotation, cellular component: nuclear RNA-directed RNA polymerase complex. The transcript has 2 exons. Gene Ontology annotation, molecular function: RNA-directed RNA polymerase activity. Bases 1 to 4086 code for a protein of 1361 amino acids. Gene Ontology annotation, biological process: siRNA processing.